CCAUGUUUACAUCUCGGUGAAUCCAGAUGCACCAGCUGAACCCUGAAGCGGACUGGGAGUUCACAGGUGUGAUGGGAGAUGACAGCUCGGGGAAGAUGUUUGACUGGGACCAGGACUGGAACAUCUCGUUCGCGGGCUGCGGGUUCAGGAGUAUCUACUACCUGGGAGCGGUGAGCUGUAUCCUGGACCGGGUCCCGCAGCUACUGCACGGAGCCUCCAAGAUCUGCGGAGCGUCUUCAGGCUGCCUGGUGGCUGCAGCGCUGACUGUCGGGAUCCCGCUCGACCAGGUCUGUGCUGAUCUUCUGUCCGUGGCCCGAGCAGCCAGGAGCCACUCUCUGGGGGUCUUCCACCCGACCUUCAGCCUGCUGCAGACGGUGCAGGACUCGCUGCUGCAGAAGCUCCCGGCCGACGCCCACCUGAGGGCCUCGGGACGCCUCUGUGUGUCCCUCACCAGGAUCUGUGACGGGGCCAACGUCCUGGUGGAGGAGUUCAGCAGCAGAGAGGAGCUCAUACAGGUUCUGACCUGCAGCUGUUUUUUCCCUGUUUACUGCGGUUUCAUCCCUCCUUCGUACCGCGGAGUGCUCUACAUGGACGGAGCUCUGAGCAACAACGUUCCUCUGUUCGAGCAGAGGAACACCAUCACCGUGGCCCCGUUCUCCGGAGAGAGCGACAUCUGCCCCAGCGAGGGAACCUUCAACGUUCUCGACGUGCACUACGGCAACAUGAGCGUCCAGGUCAACACCGGCAACGUGCACCGCGUCUGCACCUCCUUCCUGCCGCCCAGCCUGGAGAAGCUGGCUGAGAUCUGCCACAAUGGAUACGUGGACGCUCUCCGUUUCCUCAGAGAGAGAGACCUGCUUGGAGCUCAGCGUCCUCCCUUCAGUUUAAAGGCUGAGACUGAUGCUUGUUGUGAGCCGCUGGAAGAAAUGACUGAAGCAGAAGAGUUGAAGAGGACAGUUGUGACCAGACUAACCUGUCAUCAGGAAGAUCAGUGGUGGCUCAGCCUGGAGGAGCUGCCAGCUGCCAUCAACAGAGUGCUGUGUGAGGCGUGCCGGCAGCGUCCCAGCAGAGCCUCUCUCUGGUCUCAGGUCUCUGAGUUCCUCCCAGUCAAAGUGUUGAUGUUCCUGCUGACUCUCGUCCUGCUGCCCGUCAGUCUGAGUCUCUCACUCAUCACAAGUGUGAUAUUAUCGGUGCUGAUGUCGGCUGCAGAUCUCUGCAGGAAGACACGCAGCAGCAGAGACCAGGAGCCCAGCAGCAGCAGCAGCUCCUCUACCUCAGACCUCCAGUUUCAGACAGGAAGAGACAGAAACAUUCAACCUUUGACCUCAACAAUCACCACCAACCCCAUCAAAGCUCCUCAGUGGGACAACAACGGGAACCUGGACGUGUUCUCCCUCUCAUCUACCUCUACGGGUCCAUCAGGCCUCCACACACUCGUUACUGCUGCACAGGGUAAGGCCUCUCUGAACCACCGGAGCAAACGGACACUAAACUAUCCAUAAACAGGCAGAAAAUAUUACUGUUUAUAAAUGGAAUAUAAUAUUUAUCUCUUCCGUUAGAUCGAGGUACUUAUUAGUACUUCAGUGUAGAACAAAUGUUUGUUUGGAUUCGUUUGACUCGUAUUUGUAUCAACUUCACAACCUCAACCACCAGCUGACCUGGUGACCAAAUAUUCAACUUUUUUUUUUAUCAAUGAUCAUACUUUUAAAAAAUAAUUAACCCUGACUUUAACCCUCGAGGCCUCUUUAAAAUUACCUUACACUUUACACCUUAAGGUCCCGAAAUGGUCCCUCUCAUUCAUAAAAAAGUGAUGCAUAAAUAUAUUUUUUUCACUUUCACCACAUCAAACCUUUUAGCAGCUUCAGAGCUAACAUAGAUAUAAUUUUUUUUUCAUUUUUUAUGUUUUUAAAACCAGAGACUUCUGACGUUAGAGAUCCUGUCCUCACGAAAACAACCACGAUGUAAACAAGAUUCAGCACGGUAAACAUAAAAAAAACAACAUAAAAAUGUCUUAUUCUCUUUGAGAAGCUUUUAAACAGAAAAAAGAAACAUUUCAAUGUUUAAAUACCCAACAUUCAUUGUGAAAAAGGACAGUAAAGGUAUGAAGAACUCUGUCGGGGUGAAAAGGCACAGAUGUGUCUUGGAUAGCACCGGGGCAACAUGUUUUGUAAAUUAUGCAAGAGUUUUAUGGCAUUUUUUUUUUUAAGAAACUGAAUAAAUGUCAGUAUUAGUCAUAUUAACAGUGAUUUAUGUUGUGUUUAUACAUGACAAAUAAAGUCCAGCUGAUUUAGAUUUGUUUUGUCAUAAGAAACCCUGAUUUUUUCAAGGGCAAAAACACAAAAUAUGCAAUUUUU
Molecule: messenger RNA, 2354 nt
Organism: Centropristis striata (black sea bass)
Lineage: Eukaryota; Metazoa; Chordata; Actinopteri; Perciformes; Serranidae
Product: patatin-like phospholipase domain-containing protein 2
Exons: 9
Coding region: 27-1502 (491 amino acids)
Biological process (GO): triglyceride catabolic process; lipid homeostasis
Cellular component (GO): lipid droplet; cytoplasm; membrane
Molecular function (GO): triacylglycerol lipase activity
Source: RefSeq, a predicted model, not a curated record